Messenger RNA from Gadus macrocephalus (Pacific cod), 2099 nucleotides. RefSeq names its product tRNA methyltransferase 61A (gene trmt61a). The transcript is spliced from 4 exons. The record is from RefSeq and is a predicted model, not a curated record. Lineage: Eukaryota; Metazoa; Chordata; Actinopteri; Gadiformes; Gadidae. Gene Ontology annotation, biological process: tRNA methylation. The coding region runs from base 437 to 1333 and encodes 298 amino acids. Gene Ontology annotation, cellular component: tRNA (m1A) methyltransferase complex; nucleus.
GCAUAAUCUAAUUGGAAGACCAAUCCCGAAGAAGUGAUAGUUGCUCAUAGAGGAAACGAGAAUCUGCCUAAAAAACUAAGAAGCAUCAUGACAGCUAGAGAGAUCAUUCCCACAUGCCAUUUCUCCCAAACCACUACUUUAUCGAGCACCCAUCUACGUCAUCGUAACGCGACAGACCUCGCCGAGGAUCACCGCAGAUCUACAAACCAUGCGCUCAGCGACACGCACGUAGGCGGAGCGGCGGCGGGAGGCGGAGAUCUGCGAAUCCGCGCCGCCGCUUCCUCCUCCUCCUCCUCCUCCUCGGCUGCUCUGAAAACAAACCCACGUGUGGACCCGGAGAACCGGCGGCUCUCAACCAAAACACCCCGACACCUUCGUUUAACAACACCUCUCCUUUGUUGGCCAGGUGAACCGCACCCCCAGGAGAGGAGACGUCAUGAGCUUCGUGGAGUACUCCGAGAUGGUCCAGGAGGGGGACGUGGCCAUCGUCUACCUGGGACACGAGUCCAUGAUGGCGGUCAAGGUGCAGAAGAACGGCCAGACCCAGACGCGCUACGGCGCCAUACGCCACUCCUCCGACCUGAUAGGCAAGCGCUACGGGUCAAAGGUCACGUGCAGCAAGGGCGGCUGGGUGCUGGUGCUGCACCCCACGCCGGAGCUGUGGACGGUGAACCUGCCCCACCGCACCCAGAUCCUCUACACCACCGACAUCGCCACCAUCACCAUGAUGCUGGAGCUCAAGCCCGGAGCGGUGGUCUGUGAGUCAGGAACAGGAAGUGGGUCUCUGUCCCACGCCAUCCUGCGCACCAUCGCGCCCACCGGCCACCUCCACACGGUGGAGUUCCACAAGCAGCGGGCGCUGGAGGUGGAGCAGGAGUUCCGGGAGCACCGCGUGGCCCACCUGGUCUCCGUGCGCAACCAGGACGUGUGCCUGGACGGCUUCGGCGUGGCGGGCGUGGCCGACGCCGUCUUCCUGGACAUCCCCAACCCCUGGGAGGCCGUGGGCCACGCCCACAGCGCCAUGAAGAGACACGGGGGCCGCCUGUGCUCCUUCUCCCCCUGCAUCGAGCAGGUGCAGCGGACGUGCGAGGCCCUGGCCGCGCGGGGGUUCCACGACCUCAGCACCCUGGAGGUGCUGCUGCGCGUGCACGACGUGCGCACCGUGGGCCUGCCUCUGCCGGACUUUGGCCCGGACCGCACCCCCGACCCCGCCCAGACCCCCGCCCCAGCGCCGGCCCCCCACGCCUCCCUCUCGAUCAAGACCACCACCCCCCCGCGGAGCAUGGCGGGCCACACGGGCUACCUCACCUUCGCCACCAAGCCCCGCACCUGACGGAGUCACGGGGUGCAUCGUGGGUAGCGGACCGCCGUAACGUUUUCCCCCGGCGGGUCGUCGUCACGGGGACGAGGUCGAACUCAGGACGGUCCGUCUCUGGCGACAUUUUGAACCGGGAGGAGCCGAUACCUUCCUGGUUUCCUCAGCUAAAAAUACAUCAAACGUUACCCAUGGUGCAUUGCCUUAAGAGCUUAAAGGUUUCCCAGAAACCACAAAGAUCGAAUGUCAAUGAUGGUCUUUGAGUGGUCGAGAUUGCUCAAAUCAAUUCUUCUGUUCAUGGGCCUUAACCAUCCGGUGGCCAUCUUGGCUCCAUCUUUGUUCUGAACGUGGCCACUAGGUGAAUAAGGGCUCACGUUAAUACCCUUUACCUAAACCUUGCCACAACGAACCCUUAACUCAACUUUACCACAAACGAAGCAGUACCUAAACUUCACCAAAGUGUGCUGCUGAGUUUCUGUUCCCUCUAAAUGUCCCGUCUGAGGAAGCUGCCCAGACGCCCUUAUUUUGAAGAGUAACGUCAGCCAAGUGUUUGCAAAGAAAAGCCCUUUUGAUUUACGUUGUUUUACACUUGAGGCGUAGAUUUCCCUCACUCUGCUGUGUUGCUUGAAUCAAGUCAGCUGUUUUAUUAUAAUAAGUUCAAGAAUCUUCUGGCUGAUACAUUUUGGUUUGCUUUUUAUAAUAAUUUCUUAAGACUAGACUAAUUUUAUAAGAGGUUGAAGUGAUUUGUACAUGGGGGGAAAUGUAUUAAAGUGUGGAAAAAGUG